AUGGCUGAUGAAAUUGCAUCAGCAAUGGAGCAGGAAAUGGUGGAAGAACAGGCUAUAAAGUGCCCAAGGCCUUCAGCAAAGAGGCAAAGGAAAGGAUCUCCUGACGCCCGAGAAGAAACAGAUAAAGAACGUGUAGACGAUAGUCUUCUGCAAGAUGCACGUAGAAUCAAAGAAAACAUCAGGGUCUACAUGAACGCAACAGACAGGAACGUGAGUGCGAAGGUACAAAAGCACGUUAAUGGGAAAAUUCAGCAGUUAAUAGAUAUAAUGGAGACAAUAUAUGAUAAGAACUAUGAAAAAACGUUUUUAGUACAACGUGUGGUAAAGGACACAUUAGCUUCCUCUGAAAUGUAUGAUAUCAUAGUAAAUGCAUUAGUGGAAAAAGCAGUACCUAUGGUUAUCGAGGGACUCAAGUCGGAAAGUAAAACCAUACAAAGACCACUGUCAGAACCUCAGACAUCUCGGGAGUUUCCAUGCGUUAAAGAACAACCGCUAUUAGCCGAUGCCCACGCUAUUAUUGAGACCACGGAGAAUGAAAGUUUCCAGGAAUACGUCGUACCUGGUAUAGAAAUUGAACAGCAGUCUAUGUUGUCGGUAAAUGUAAAGCCCUUGACUUCUACAGCUUCCAAUGCCUUUUUUUAUAAGAUCAAACUAAAUCUUAAACAAAUUGCAAGGGCCCUUUAA
Messenger RNA from Nezara viridula (southern green stink bug), 684 nucleotides. Lineage: Eukaryota; Metazoa; Arthropoda; Insecta; Hemiptera; Pentatomidae. The record is from the annotation of a GenBank genome assembly.